Peniophora sp. CBMAI 1063 is the source of this 426-nucleotide messenger RNA. Lineage: Eukaryota; Fungi; Basidiomycota; Agaricomycetes; Russulales; Peniophoraceae. The record is from the annotation of a GenBank genome assembly.
AUGCAGGCUGCUCAGCAGAAGACUUUCCUGUCCGCGCCUAAGUUUGCCGUGAUCGGUGCGUCGAAGGAUCAGAGCAAGUGGGGGACAAAGGUGCUCCAAUGGUACAUCGAGCGCGAUUUAUCAGUGACACCUGUACAUCCCAAAGAGUCUGAGCUCGAGGGCAUCGCCGCUGUCAAGGACAUCUCUGAGAUACCUGACCUAUCGAACACAUCUGUCAGUCUGAUCACGAACCCUGCGAUCACAUUGAACAUCCUGAAGAGCCUCAAGGAGAAGGACAUCAGCCCCAAUGCGCUAUGGCUUCAGCCCGGUGUCGCCGAUCAGACGGUCAUUGACUACCUCAACGAGAGUGGCCUCGAGGAGAAGGCCGUAUUCGGCGGCCCAUGCAUCCUGGUACUCGGCGACGGCGUUCGCAAGAGCCUAUUGUAG